Messenger RNA from Alnus glutinosa, 1399 nucleotides. RefSeq names its product expansin-A10-like. The record is from RefSeq and is a predicted model, not a curated record. Gene Ontology annotation, biological process: plant-type cell wall organization. Lineage: Eukaryota; Viridiplantae; Streptophyta; Magnoliopsida; Fagales; Betulaceae. The transcript has 4 exons. Bases 108 to 884 code for a protein of 258 amino acids. Gene Ontology annotation, cellular component: extracellular region.
AGUUGUCAGUCAGGUGUGAUGUUGACUGACCUCUAUUUAUUCCCCCUCAAAUCCUCCCCCUCUCUUCAUUUCCUCAAUCACGUCCAUACACACUUCAGUUUCUUGUAAUGAAUAUUCUUUUGUUGUUCUUCCAAUUUUCCAGCGACUUCAGAGGGAAAAUGGCUCUUCUUGGUUUCUUCCUAGUGGGGUUCAUCUCAAUGUUCUCAUCCGUUGAAGGGUAUUAUGGGGGUUGGACAAAUGCUCGUGCAACUUUCUAUGGUGGAGGUGAUGCUUCUGGGACAAUGGGUGGUGCUUGUGGGUAUGGAAACCUGUACAGUCAGGGGUAUGGGAUUAACACAGCAGCACUGAGCACUGCAUUGUUCAACAAUGGCCUAAGCUGUGGGGCUUGCUUUGAAAUUAGAUGUGUAAAUGAUCCACAAUGGUGCCUCCCUGGCUCCAUUGUAGUCACUGCCACUAAUUUCUGCCCACCAGGGGGAUGGUGUGACCCUCCCCAACUCCACUUUGACCUCUCUCAGCCCAUCUUCCAACACAUUGCCCAAUACAGAGCUGGGGUAGUUCCUGUAGCUUACAGAAGGAUAAGGUGCAGGAGAAGUGGAGGUAUUAGGUUCUCCAUCAAUGGCCAUUCCUACUUCAACUUAGUCCUUGUGACCAAUGUCGGUGGUGCUGGUGAUGUGCAUGCUGUGGCCAUCAAGGGCUCAAGAACAGGAUGGCAGGCAAUGUCAAGGAAUUGGGGACAAAACUGGCAGAGCAAUUCAUACCUCAAUGGACAAAGCCUUUCUUUUGUUGUCACAGCCAGCGACGGACGCAGUGUGGUCUCAUACAAUGUUGCUCCAGCUAGUUGGUCCUUCGGACAGACAUAUACUGGAAGUCAAUAUCGCUACUAAACAUCCCUUUAGCUCUACUAUAUGUAUUGUUACACCAUGUCUACUAGAGUAUGAUAAGAUUAUGGUUCCAAAAUCUUAUAGAUUAGAUAUAAUUAAAAAGAGUUGAAGAGUAUAUAGGGCCAAUAAUAUUGGCUCAAAAUGAAAAGGGUUUGAUUUAAAAUGGCCCUUUUCAUUUGAAUAUGUAAGUUUUUGCAGUUCAUGACUUGCUCUGUUUAAUUUGAAGCCUGAAGACCUUAUUUAGCUGCUGGAGAGAUACUCUCAUGGGCAGUUUGGUAUUGAAAUUUUACCAGCUGUCGCUAAGGCAUAAGAGUGUGAAAAGUAAGUGUUUUAUUCUAAGGUCAUUAAUGUAACAAGCUUUUAAAAGCUGCACAUGCCUAUGUCUGUAUUUGAGAUAUAUAUUAUUUGAAUGUAAUUGGCAAAUUAAGUUUAAGUUUCUCUAGUUGAUGGCGAUGUAAGAGAGACCUCAACUAUUAUCCAACUUAUUGUUCAUGUAAUAAAUGUAUUCUUUCCUUUCA